Messenger RNA from Trichoplax adhaerens, 474 nucleotides. RefSeq lists its product as uncharacterized. The transcript is spliced from 2 exons. The record is from RefSeq and is a predicted model, not a curated record. Bases 1 to 474 code for a protein of 157 amino acids. Lineage: Eukaryota; Metazoa; Placozoa; Uniplacotomia; Trichoplacea; Trichoplacidae.
AUGGCUGGUCGUGGUCGUCGAAGCGACGUAAAUUAUAUCAAACCUCAAGUGCCUAAAUUCAUACAGAAGUUUAAAGAUAAAGUAAAUUAUGUCGAUGAACCGACCAUAAAUACUAAAAAGAAUAUACCAACUUUGGAAGAUUUACAAGAUGAAAUUGAUCGAGAAGACGAACAGCCUGUUGUCGUCUUUGAUCCUAAGGAAGUAACUUGUGAUGAAGCCGAUCGAUUUAAGGAGCAACUUUCUCAAAAAAGGCAACAUGACGACGAAGAGCAUGAAUCUACAAGCGAGGUGUCCGGGACUAAACACGUAUUCAAAAAGAGAGCCAAGAGCAGUGAAAAUUCGAAUGAACGAAAUAAUAGUAAAUUUUCGACGAAAAGUUCGGCUAGUUCGGAUGGAAAAUCUAAAAAGAGUGACAUGAAGAGCAUCAAGAAUACAAAAUUGCUAUCAUUUGAUGAUGAAGGCUUGGAGGAAUAA